CCUGUGAAUUUGCUGACUUUUUUCCCUCCAGGGUGUUCGACUACUACCGGAAUGACUUGCAAAUGCCAUCGGUUCUGAGCCAACCUGCUGUGAACAAUCCCAGUGUUGCUGCUGCACAGACCCCAGGCGUAGACGUAGUCAUACCCAUGAAUCAGAACCGUACGUUUCCUCAAUUCAUCGUUUGGUAACCUCAUUCUUACUCGAACAGGCCAGCAAGCUAUUUUAGAAGUUGCAAGCAAAGCAGCGGAAUUACGGAAGAAACAGCUCACGGCGAAGAAGGCGCCCAAGAAAGCCUCGGCUAAGGCGCCCGGCAAAAAGGCUGAUGGGAGGGCUUCAGGUUCUUCUGGAUCCGAGAGCGAUAUGUCUGACUCGGAGUUAGAAAUUGAAGCGCCCGAAGAGCCAUCUCCUAUACCCCCAGUUCGUCCCAGUGAGCCGGAAGCCGCCGCACGAUAUGAUACCCUUCAAGCUGUGUGGUCACCGCGGAAUAGGCGACCUCAUGCUGACAAAGUCAAAGGCGCACUGGUUGCGUUCAAAGACGUCGUCAAAGCUGUAAGAGAUACAUGGAAAGAGAAGUCGCAAGCGAUGAAGAUGGCGGAAAAUAAGGGCGAAAAUGACAAAGCGGCCCAGAUCAAGAAGGACGUCGUCCUUCAGCGGCGCCUGAUGGACGUGGUUGUUAGUACCACUCUGGAACAGGGGCACCCCACAAUCGUCGAGAAGCUAGGAGAACAUCCAAUGGCGGUGGCUGCCAUGUAUUCGUUUCUUCUAGAUCGACAUCAAGCGUCCGACAUUGAUGGAGCAUUCACCUUGAACCUAUUAAAGCUCUUGGCUCGAUUUAUUACUGUGGAUGAAGAUGUGCUCCAGAAAACAAAUGUUUCCAAAUUACUGCCGAGAUUUGUGAAAAAGGGUGGGCAAGUAGCUAGGGGGCUCGCGCAAAAGAUCUUAGAUAACGCUGCUAUUUCUACUAAGAGGAAGCAGGAGAACAGUAAACAAACAUCUAAAGAGUCUUCUCCCUCUAAGAGCUCGGCGUCCGAUGCUACGCCUACGCCAGCGCCUGCUGAUGGUCAGCGAUUGGAGGUCGCUGGAUCUAAAAGACCCCGAGAUAGUGAGGCCAAUGGCCAACCAGCCACAAAGCGGGUGGUGGUCACGUCGAAUCUGAAGAAUGGGUUGAAAUCAAGCAACGUUCCUAUGGCUGGCCCUGCUAAACGCCCUCAGGAUAUUGGGCCGGAAAACAAAUCAGUAGCAGUCGCCGCCGCCCGUCCAAAGGCCAAUAUAAUUGCCCCAAAGCCGACCAAUUUAUUUGGAAGUUUGACAUCCGCUUCAAAGCGGCCUGGAACUUCAAAUGCAGAAAGAGCGGCCGCGGCCGCUGCCGCGGCGAAGACAAGCACGCCUACGGAAAAGAAAGAGUCUCAGCCGGCGCCUCCCAGACCAACCUUCUCAUUUGGUGAUAUUAUGGCAGACCUCAAUAAACAGAAAGAACCUGCCCCGUCCGAGCCCGUUGAGCAUCUGCCCCUGGAGUCUGAAGAAGAACGAACGAAGAGACUUCGUAAGGAGGCGAGACGGAAGCUGCGUGUCACGUGGAAGCCUGAUGACUCUCUUACCGAAGUCCGUUUGUUUACACAUGACCCUGACGAAGAACUUGGACCCGGGGAUCGUGCGCAGGGAGAUGUCAAGGGUGAAGGUAGUGUGCUCAAACUCCAUAGAGAUCUGGACGAGUUCGACGAGGAAGAAGAUAGCGCUGUGCACGAAGAGAGUUUGCGUGAAUACUAUGAGGCGUCAGAAAUUGAUUUCGCGGACAUCACAUCUGAGGAUCGUGCUCGAAAUAAUAUCAAACGCGCUGGUACUCAGCAGCCAAUUAGUCCUGAGAAAGAAGCUCAAGAGCACCGGGAAGCCACGACACUUAUGGUUUUCUACACUUCUCCAGCAGAUGUGCCCUCCUCACCAAAAGAACCUCCUCCGCUCACUGAAGAAGAGCCAGCGACAGAAGCCGUUGCCUUUGGAGAACUACCAGAUCACGUCAAGGCUCGACAGGAGCGGUAUUACUCCGUUGUCAAUCCCCAGCCAACUCCAGCUCAACCAAGCACACAAAACAACCAAUUCGACAUCUCGAACUUGCUCAAAAUUAUACAGAAGGCGCCUCCGCAACAGCAGUCAACCCCGCCACCCCCGCCACCCCCACCUGUAUCGCAAGCACCGAUGUCUGAUCUUGAGCGAACCAUCAGUAUGUUCCGUCAGCAACAGCAGCCUCAACCACAGCCCCAAGCGCCCCAGAUGCCUCAAUUUCCUACCACGAGUCAGCCUCCCGCAACACAGGGCAUCGAUUUCCAGAAAAUCCUGGCCGUCAUCAAUGCCUCAAAACAGAUCCAACAGCCAACACCUGUCGCGCCCCCGGUCCAGCCGUCGCAGCCCAGUAUUGCACCAAAUUUGGCUGCAAUCAUAUCCCAGUUUGCCGGAGCAAGCCAACAGGGGUCCAACCUCUCUCAAAUGCCAGGCCACUACGAGGACCCUGAGCGCAAGCGUAUGCGCGAGGGUUCGGGUUUUGAUGGUCCUGAGGAUGAUAGAUACGCUUAUUACAAACGAAACAAGCCCAACGGACCGAAUAAGAGCCAUGUAAGUUCCUCGCAGCCUACUGUCCAUUGAUGUCAACUGGUUGCUAACUAUGUAUGGUAGCCCAAGGUUGGGUUGGUUCCCUGUAGAUACUGGCCUGAAGGAAAAUGCCGCAAAGGCAAUGAGUGCACUUUCCGUCACGAUCCUCUUAACUAAUUAUUUCCCCCCAUAUCUCCUACUUUUGAUACCCCCUAUCCUUUCUUCUUGUCAGCAUUCCAUACAACAACGAAUAUUUGUAUUGUCAUCCCAUUUGUCUCUACAUCCUCUCUGAAUUGUUGCAAAUGUAUGUUGACUCAUAAAUGUGCAUUAUGGGCGAGUUCACACGGCGUUGUUUUUCCUCGGCAUCGGUCAUCUCAGCGUUGUCUGUUGCAGUAUUCUACCAUGAUACAGGAGUUCUGUCAUUUCCGGUGGGCUUAUGCUAUUCUACAAGGACAGAAUUUGGCCAGGUUGGUAUUGUGUCUUCGGCGCGAGAUUUACAUUAUUUUCAUGGAAAGGACAAUCAUGCAUGUAUAUUAGAGUGAUGUCCUACUGGACAAGAUUUUAAUCUGCGACGAAACGAUUUGACCUUAACAAGCAAUCCGGCUCAUUAAUACAGAAACUGUUAAGUUACCUUUCUCACCGGCUUAGGUAAUAUAAAUCUCCU
Messenger RNA from Aspergillus alliaceus, 3247 nucleotides. RefSeq lists its product as uncharacterized. The transcript is spliced from 6 exons. NCBI's taxonomy places the organism in Eukaryota, Fungi, Ascomycota, Eurotiomycetes, Eurotiales, Aspergillaceae. The record is from RefSeq and is a predicted model, not a curated record. Bases 361 to 2637 code for a protein of 758 amino acids.